AUGGCCAAGUCUGUGCAAGAUUUGGCCGCGGCCAUGGAAAUUCUUCUCAACCUGGAGGCUCGCGAAAAGCUUCCCGCUAAAGGAUAUCAGGCGUUCUGCGGGACGUCGUUUGAAGGACUGAGACUCGGCUUUCUUGGUCCCAGCCUCUGGCGUUUCCCGCCAGAUCUUUGGGUUCCAAGUCUUGAAGCUAAGGAGCAGCAUGACACAGUGUACCACGAAUCAAGAAACAGGAUGCAAGCUCUCGGCGCAACGGUGGUUUAUCCCGUCAAAUUGCCACAACCAAGCGAGUUGAAUAACGGAGGCGACUAUACGCAGUACAUUGUGAAUUGCACGUUUGAGCAUGAAGAGACCGCAAACGAGUUCUUCGAUGAGUAUGUUGAACAGGGGUCUCAGGUUCAGAGCCUCGCCAGCAUCGUCGAAUUCAACACGAAACAUGCUGCAGAGUGUUUGCCAAAGGAUGCACCUGAUCAAUCAUGGCUUGUGAAGGCCGUUGAAGAUCGACCAUCCGAUGAACAGUACCGCGACGCUUUUGAACACAUGAGCACCAUUGGUAGGGACCAAGGACUUCGCAAAACCUUGGACGAGCACAACCUUGACCUUGUGAUUGCGCCAAUGGACAGUCCAGUGUGCUCUCUCAGUUUUGCUUCCGGUUAUCCUCUUGCCAAUAUUCCUCUCGGCCGUUAUCGUCUGAAAGGCGAGCUCAGUCGCCCUUUUGGACUUGCCGCCUUGGCCCGGCCAGGGGCUGAAAGGACACUUUUUCGAUUCAUGAGUGCUUACAAGGCGAACUUCCCACCCCGGGUCAUUCCAGAGCAAUUGCUCCGUGCCUCCGAUAUCUAA
Messenger RNA from Dichotomopilus funicola, 837 nucleotides. RefSeq lists its product as uncharacterized. Bases 1 to 837 code for a protein of 278 amino acids. The record is from RefSeq and is a predicted model, not a curated record. The transcript has 5 exons. NCBI's taxonomy places the organism in Eukaryota, Fungi, Ascomycota, Sordariomycetes, Sordariales, Chaetomiaceae.